CUUGCCAGAACUGAGAUCGCCUUACACUCGGCACCGGAAGAAUGCUGCAGUGUACGCCCUGUGUGCCAUGCUGCACUGCUCCUCCUGCCGGCCCGCUCUAUUUGCAAGAAGUGUUGGCGGGGCAUCGGAAGCUCGUCCACCUGGCCUCUUGUCGACUGCCUGCCAUGUUGUACGAGCUCACCUGACGGCCGGCUGGUUGCAUCAUACCUGAUAGCCCCGGGGUUAUACCUUUCGUUGAAGGUACUAUAGGGUGACGAUACAUAGUAGGAGUUGGCGCAGCACCUCGGUCUGCACGAUCCUCCCUCCCUUCUCCCCGACAUCGCGUACAGCAUGAGGGUCGCAUCUCUUGCUGCUGCUGCACUCUGUGCUUGCCUUGCCACAGCUCAGCAGCCAUCGCUCGGCCUGUCCGAUGGCUUCAUCUCGUUUGACACUCCAACUUUCUCCGUCCAGCUCGUCAAAGAUUCGCAGACUCUGUACUCCCUGAAGCCUAAGAAUGGAUCUGGAUUCGACUUCAUACCUACGGACCAGAUGACUUUGCGGCAAUACAACGGAAACUACCACCUCGGAGACAUCACGUUCAGAGUGCGUGCGGUUGGCUCGCAGGCAUGGAUCGAAGGCGAUACUUCUGUCGCCCGCCACACUGUUACUCCUGGUAUCGCCUCAGGCUCCACGGUCGCUUCCUCUAAUCUUGCGCCUACGCUGCCUUCCUCUCCGUUGAACAUCACCCGGCGCUGGGUGGUCGAGAAUGGGACUCUGCAGCUGCUUUUCGAUGUUGCGAACGCUGCGAAUACUUCAGUCGAAAUUGGAGCUCUUGGUGCUCCUCUCGACCUGUUUGAUCCCUACAUUGGGCAGGACGCAGGUUACGUCCAGGUUACUCCGCUUCUCGGCACCCUGCCCCCUCUCGUGGUCACUCCGGUCGGCAAGUCGCCGCUCGAGGGCUGGCGUUUCCUGCCCGAGGCGACCAACACGCCGACAGCGUACCAGUCACAGACCUUCGAGGCCCUGUACGAGUGGCAAUUCCACACGCUCGCGUACGCAGAAAACGAGUGGGCGAACGCCACUCCGUGGAACGCGCCGUCUUCUGUGACGCUCGCCCCGGGCCAGACGCGCACGUACGGACUGCAAUUCAACCUUGCGCCGUCCAUCCGCGAGAUCGAGGAUACCCUGCAGGCCGUGGCGCGUCCGGUGGUCGUGGGCCUCCCGGGGUAUAUCCUGCCUAUGGACCAAUCCACGAAGCUCUUCCUCAGCUAUGCCAGCGCCGUCCAGAACCUCUCCGUUACGCCGGCCGGCGCGCUGUUCUGGACGCCGAACACCGACGCGCGCAGCGACGCCUGGGUCGGCUACACGCUGACGGGACACACGUGGGGCCGCGCGCGGCUGACGGUCGCGUACGCGGACGGCACGGUACAGACGGUGCACUACUACGUCACGAAGGCCGCGACGACCGUCAUCGCGGACCUCGGCAGCUUCCUCACGACCGAGCAGUGGUUCGACGAGCCGUCGGACCCGUUUCGCCGCUCGCCGUCCGUGAUCAGCUACGACCGCUCGGUGAAUGCCGUCAUCAAGGACGACGAGAGGGCGUGGAUUCCCGGGCUGAGCGACGAGGCCGGCGCGGGGUCGUGGCUCGCGGCGACGAUGAAGCAGUUCGUGCAGCCCAAUGCGCAGGAGGUCGCGAAGCUCGAGCAGUACAUUAACCAGACGCUGUGGGGAUCUGUACAAGAUUCAGACGGCAGUGUGAAGAUGUCUGUGUACUUCUACCAGCCAAGCUUGGUUCCCAACUACAGCUAUCCGAGCACCAUCGACUGGGGUAACUGGUGGUCCUGGGAUCAGGAAGCCUCCUUUGCGACCAAUCGUGCCUACGACUUCGUUCAUGUUACUGCGGCAUACUGGGCGCUCUACCGUGUUGCUCGUAACUACCCGUCGCUCGUGAAGGUUCAUACCUGGCAGUGGUACUUGAACCAAGCUGUCUUAACUGUCAAGCGCAUGACUGCUGGGGACGUUGGAUACGCGACUGAUGGCCUGAUGGAUGAGACCGUCAUCCGGUUUUUGUUAGCGGACCUCCAGCGGGAAGGUCUCACCGCGAACGCAAGCCUCGUUGAGAGUCGUAUGCAAACUCGGGCUAAGCUCUGGGCAACUGAGCGGUUCCCAUUCGGGUCGGAGAUGGCAUGGGAUUCCACUGGCCAGGAAGGAGUCUACCUCUGGUCUACGUACUUCAAUGAUACCACCACCGCCCAGAACGUGAUCGACUCCAUCAUUGCCUACGAUCCAACUGUGCCUCACUGGGGCUAUAACGGCAACGCAAGACGCUAUUGGGACAACAUCUAUGGCGGCAAGCUCAUGCGUAUCGAGCGGCAGAUCCACCACUACGGUAGCGGGCUCAACGCACUUCCGCUGAUGGCUCAGUUUGAGUUGUCCCCGACAGACUACUACCUCCUGCGCGUCGCCUAUGGCGGCCUGAGCGGCCCGCUCUCAAACAUCGACCAAGGUGGCUUCGCGUCCGCGUCCUUCCACUCUUUCGAAGACACGCUCGCGUGGGACGCCUACUCAGGCGACUACGGCCCGAACUUCGUCGGACACGCGCUCGGCAUUGGUGUCGUGCUCAUCGAGCACCCAGAGUUCGGGUGGCAGGCCCUCGGCGGCACACUCACGGCGAGCACGCCCACGGUGCAGGUGCAGGUGCUCGACUCGGUCCGCCGCCGCGUCUUCAUCGCCCCGCUCUCUGCGCGCCUCGACCUCGACGCCGGCGCGUUCGAGUCCUUUGUGUUCGACCCCACGGCGCAGACGCUCACAGUGACAAUCACGGCGGCGCCUGAGGGCGCGUCGGGUGCUGCGAGCGCCCCGCAAGGGCGUCUGGUCGUUACCCAGACCUCGACCGCUUCCGGAGCGCGGCUGCUGAAGCCGAGCGCUGGGCUGGUCCAAGAUGCGGGUGCUUGGGUCGUCCCGUUCAAGGAUGGGGCCGCCACUGUCGUUCUCUCCUGAUCGCAGCUAGAAUGUUGCACAUAAUUUUCUAGCAGCGUGAGAGAAGCGUACUCUUGCAGUUUGUGUAGUAUAAUGACGUGUCUGAGUUGCAGCAAAGAUUCAACAAAUAAAUUGUCACUGCCUCAAGGGAGGGCGGG
Molecule: messenger RNA, 3116 nt
Organism: Phanerochaete carnosa HHB-10118-sp
Lineage: Eukaryota; Fungi; Basidiomycota; Agaricomycetes; Polyporales; Phanerochaetaceae
Exons: 6
Coding region: 331-2979 (882 amino acids)
Source: RefSeq, a predicted model, not a curated record